Molecule: messenger RNA, 714 nt
Organism: Neospora caninum
Lineage: Eukaryota; Apicomplexa; Conoidasida; Eucoccidiorida; Sarcocystidae
Product: adenylate kinase, related
Exons: 1
Coding region: 1-714 (237 amino acids)
Biological process (GO): nucleobase-containing compound metabolic process
Cellular component (GO): mitochondrion; cytoplasm
Molecular function (GO): AMP kinase activity; ATP binding
Source: RefSeq, a predicted model, not a curated record
AUGGAGCGUCUAUUACGACUCGGACGACCCCUGAAACUGCUGUUUAUGGGAGCCCCGGGGGCUGGAAAGGGAACAUAUGCCAGCCGGCUCGCGAGAGACUGGUCGAUUCCUCACAUUUCGACCGGUGAUCUGAUCCGAGAAGAAAUCAAGGCGAAAACGUCCCUGGGGCAAACUCUGCAGGAACAUGCUGACAGGGGCGAUUUGGUUCCGGACAACAUUGUGUCAGCCAUAUGUCGGAGACGGCUGGCUGAGAAAGACUGUGCAAGAGGGUGGAUUUUGGAUGGUUUUCCUAGGACAGUGACGCAGGCUGUUGAGCUGGGGCAGUUCGACCGUCCAUCGUUGUGCGUCCACAUUUUCUUGCCAGACAAUAUUCUGGUGACGAAGCUGCUCUCUCGUCGAAUAUGUGGAACCUGUGGGGCAAAUUUCAAUACCGCGGACAUUCGCUCCCCGCCGUACGACAUGCCGCCUCUCCUUCCAGAUGCAGCGUGUUCCCAGUGCAGCGGAAGCCCGCAGUUACUGAAGCGUAACGAUGACACAGAAGCCGUUGUUCAAAAUCGCUUAGCUGUCUAUAAGCGUGAGACGGAACCGCUUCUUCGAUUGUAUCGGCAGGAAGGGACGUUGUUAGAUUAUCACGUCAAAAAGGGAGUGAAGGACUUGCCUGAUUUGUCAAACACCAUUCUCACACGUGUUGAGCAACUGGAUACAAAGUCUUGA